AUGGCUGGAAUGAUGGAAUUGGAUGCUAUAUCCAUGCUUACAGCUCAAGUUGCAUCCUUGACAAAGCAACUACAAAAGACUACACUCCCAUCUCAAGAUAUGCAAGUUCAAAACCUUUGUGAAGUGUGUGGUACAAACCAUCAACCAAACCAAUGCCCUGCUAUAGAUAUGAAUAAUAUGCCCAUGGAAGAAGUACAAGCUAUAGGAAAUUUUCUGAGACAACCUAAUAACCCAAAUUCCAUGACCUAUACCCCAGCUUGGAAGAACCAUCCUAAUUUUUCCUGGUCUAACAACCAAAACACUCUCCAACCUUAUCCUCCACCUCAGCCACAAUAUCAACCUGCACAAAAUAGGCCACCAUAUCCACAGCAAUAUGCACACCAAAAUCCUCCACCUGGCUAUUAUCAACCUACACAAAAUAGACCACCUCACCAAAUGCCAAUGAAACCAGCUGAACCUCAACCUGAUUUACUUAACCAAUUCAUGACUGAACCAAGGCGUCCAUAA
Messenger RNA from Humulus lupulus (European hop), 507 nucleotides. RefSeq lists its product as uncharacterized. Bases 1 to 507 code for a protein of 168 amino acids. The transcript has a single exon. The record is from RefSeq and is a predicted model, not a curated record. Lineage: Eukaryota; Viridiplantae; Streptophyta; Magnoliopsida; Rosales; Cannabaceae.